GUCGCCAUGUCCUGACAACUAGAACAUAUGACUGUUUGCGCCUCGUUCGUCAUGGCACCGCAAUACGGUCCCGGCCAAGGCCAUCAUCUGGACCAUAUGAUGAUCAAGAAUGGAUAUGCCCAGACGUUCGGUACCGGCAGUUGAAGAACGAGACCAGCUCUGACCCAAUGCUUCCAAGUAUAUACACCACAGACGGACCCAGAAUCAGAAGGGAAUGUCGUUGGAAGCUAUCGUGUUUUUCGAGACAUCGUCAACAUGGUGCAUUUUCACCUAAACGCUGGCCUGUGGGCAGCUCUCCUGGCAUUGACAUCCCUACAACCAUGUUCUGCCGACAAACCCGUUGAUCUCAUUGUCCGCCCCAACGGCGGAAAUGUUUCCUCGCCGAUUAUGUACGGACUCAUGCACGAGGACAUCAACAACUCUGGCGAUGGCGGCAUCUAUGCCGAGCUCAUCCGCAACCGCGCUUUCCAGUCGGGCGACGAGUCCCGUUACCCAGUUACCCUCGACGGUUGGUCGCCAGUCAAUGGUGCCAAACUCAGUUUGAAGAAGCUUCCACAACCGCUCUCUUCGGCUCUUCCUUACUCCAUGAACGUAGCGGUCCCAUCAUCUUCAGCCAAGAAAGUUGGUUUCGCCAACGCCGGGUACUGGGGCAUGGACGUCAAAGUCCAAAAGUACACCGGGUCGUUCUACGUCAAGGGUGCCUACCAAGGAAAAUCUUUCACAGCUUCGCUUCAGAGUGCUCUGACUGGCGAGGUGUUUGGGACCACCGAGGUACCUGUCAAGAAGACCGGCAAUGACUGGGUCAAGUAUGACUUCAACUUGGUUCCUGGAAAGGCGGCACCAAACAGCAACAACACGUUUGCAAUCACUUUUGACGCUGCAGGCGUCCGUGGUGGCUCGCUUGACUUGAACCUUAUCAGUCUGUUCCCGCCGACAUACAAGAACAGGCCAAAUGGCCUGAGGGUCGAUAUCAUGGAGGCUUUGGCUGCAGUUAAGCCGAAAUUCCUUCGCUUCCCCGGCGGCAACAUGCUUGAGGGUAACACCCUCCCAACCUGGUGGAAGUGGAACGAAACAAUCAGGGACCUCAAGAACCGUCCCGGCCGAGCCGGUGUCUGGGGAUAUCCUCUGACUGCCGGACUUGGUUUGGUUGAAUACAUGCAAUGGUGCGAGGAUCUCAACUUGGAGCCAAUUCUCGCUGUCUGGAGUGGCCUUGCUCUCGACGGCGGCGAGCUCCCUGAAUAUCGCAUAGACGAGGCCGUCCAGAGCGCUCUCGAUGAGCUCGAAUUCCUCACUGGCGACGCCUCCACACACUGGGGUGGCAUUCGCGCCUCCAUUCUCGGCCACACACGUCCCUGGAAGAUCCGGUAUGUGGAGAUUGGCAACGAGGACUGGCUGGGUGGCGGCUCUACCGGCUUCGAGAAUUACAAGAAGUAUCGGUUCCCCGCUUUCUUCAAGGCAUUCCAGAAGAAGUAUCCAGAGAUCCAGCUCAUUGCCUCGCCGUCUGUCUUUGAUGGCAUGACUAUUCCCAAGCCGGCUGCUGGAGAUUAUCACCCCUACCUGACACCAGAUAAUAUGGUGUCGAGUUUCAACAAGUUUGAUGGUCUGACGAGGGAUAACUUGACCUUAAUUGGCGAGGCAGCGUCAACACACCCCAACGGUGGUAGCGGCUGGGAUGGAAACCUCAUGCCUUUCCCUUGGUGGGGAGGCAGUGUCGGCGAGGCCAUCUUCCUGCUCGGACUGGAGCGCAAUGGUGACAAAGUCAUCGGCGCCACUUAUGCUCCUGGCCUUCGCAACCUCAACCGCUGGCAGUGGUCCAUGACGCAGAUUCAGCAUGCCGCUGAUCCAGCUUUGACCACACUGUCGACCAGCUACCAUGUCUGGAAGCUCCUGGGUACCACCGCCAUAACCAAAACACUUCCCAUCACCGCCAAGACCGGUGGAAUCGGACCGCUCUACUACGUCGCUGGAGAGACCGAAAGGGGCACCAGCAUCUUCAAGGCCGCUGUGUACAACUCCACCGAGCCAGUUGCGGUCACUGUCCAGUUUGCGGGACUUGCUGGGAAGGUAAAGCAACCGCAUAAGAAGGGCACCACCGCUACUCUGACGGUCCUUACGGGCCCGAGCAAUCCGUAUGAGUACAAUGACCCGUGGAAGCACAACAACGUGGUGAAGGAGACCAAGACCAAACUGAACGCUCAGCAGGGGACCUUUUCCUUUACUCUGCCACAACUGAGUGUUGCUGUUUUGGAGACGGAUAGUGACUGAGUCAGACAUAGCAGUGGCACACAUCACUGGAGACGGAGCGAGUCCCGUCGAAACACUUGGUCUACCAGCAAACUUAUGGCAAGUUAGAAAAGAUAAUAACA
Neurospora tetraspora is the source of this 2366-nucleotide messenger RNA. Its product is annotated as glycoside hydrolase superfamily. The record is from RefSeq and is a predicted model, not a curated record. Bases 256 to 2265 code for a protein of 669 amino acids. Lineage: Eukaryota; Fungi; Ascomycota; Sordariomycetes; Sordariales; Sordariaceae. Gene Ontology annotation, biological process: L-arabinose metabolic process. The transcript is spliced from 7 exons. Gene Ontology annotation, molecular function: alpha-L-arabinofuranosidase activity.